GGCGGCCGCUCCCGGACGUUAAUGGGAGAACACUGCGGUCGGUCCCUUGCGCUCCGCCGGUCCACACACACUUCUUAACAGGGGAGGAGGGGGGGAGACUUGUGCGUGCACCGGGUGAAACAUGAGCCCGGGUGUGAGUACUGGUUGUAUCGGCAUGCGAAGUGACUUUUAGUUUUUUUAUUCGGGGGCCGUGUUGCGGCUGCUCACGCGCCUGGUAUCGAGCCCAGAUACAGAACUUUUCCGAGCCCCAAAGUUGUCAGGCAGCGCAUCUUGCACGCAUGCGCACAUCCGUCCUCUGCUGCUCUAAAUAAGAGUUAAAACAGAAACGAGAUCAGGGGUUAUUAGAGGAGUGGGAAUGACCGACACUCCACCCAGCGAUGGCCCCUCCCAGGGUGCGGAGUUCGACAUGAUGGGUGCUCUGGACUGGAAGGACGGUAUCGCCACUCUCCCAGGAAGUGACAUCAGGUUCCGCAUGACGGAGUUUGGGACUCUUGAGAUUGUCACAGACCCAGAGGUCAAAGGGCAAGAGGCAGAGCCUAAACGGGGAACCUUGGACCCAGCUCCGACUCACACUCCCACCCCUCCUCCAGAGGGCCAAUCACAGACCAGCAAAGCCAAAGUUCCAGCCAAUCAGAGUCAGCCAGGAUCGUCUCAAGCUAAAGCUACUGGUCCUGUGCUUCUGUCCCUAGCGGAGGGCCCCAGUGUGGAGGAUGGUCCCAGUGUUGAAGUUGGCUCCAGUGCUAACAUGGGCCCAAAUGGGGAGCUGUUAAGGUGCCGGGCCUGUGGUGGUCGUGUUUCUCGGGAUGCCCUCUUUCAGGGAAGGUUCUGUAGCUCCAUUUGUGCACAGCCUUCCAGCGGCAGAUCAUCUCCAGGGGAAGCACGGGAGAGUCAGACAGUUGAAGGUGAGAGGCUCGGUAAACGUGUGCGCAAAAAGAGGAAGAUCUACAUGGACUCCGGUGACGAAGAGGAAGACAACCAAGAGGAACCAGAGGAAAAAGCCAAGACUACCAAAGGCAGGAGAGGCUCAAAAAUUGCAAAACUGGGGACUGCCCCUCCCAAUAAGAAGCGGGCCUGGAGCUGGCCUGCUUACAUUGAAGAGGAGAAGGCCGUCGCUGCUCCUGUUAAACUAUUCAAAGAGCAUCAGUCGUUUCCUCAAAGCAGGAACAGUUUUAAGGUGGGGAUGAAGCUUGAGGGACUGGACCCGUCACACCCAUCUCUGUUCUGUGUGCUCACUGUUGCAGAGAUCCAAGGAUACAGGGUAAGGCUUCACUUUGAUGGCUACCCAGAAUGCUAUGACUUCUGGGCCAACGCUGACUCGUGGGAUAUGAAACCAGCGGGCUGGUGUGAGAAGAACGGACACAAGUUGUUGUUGCCGAAAGGUUGUAAGGAUGGAGAGUUUAAUUGGAGCAUGUAUGUGAAGAACUGCAGAGGGCAACUGGCACCGAAACACCUUUUCAAGAGCCUCAACACAUCUGUGACUCCGUCUGGAUUCAGAGCCGGGAUGAAGCUGGAGGCGAUUGACAGGAAGAAUCCCUCGUUGAUCUGUGUAGCAACCAUCGCUGCUGUUGUCGACAACCGCCUGCUCAUUCAUUUUGACAACUGGGAUGACACCUAUGAUUACUGGUGCGAUGCGAGCAGUCCGUACAUCCAUCCUGUUGGGUACUGUGAAGAGGCCCAGCUAACUCUGACCACCCCAGCUGGUAAGACACAGACCAAGACACAUGUGGAAUAUAAACAACCUAAGAGUUUUUCAUGGGAGAAGUACCUGGAAGAGACGGGAACACAGGCGGCUCCUGCUCGGGCUUUCAAACCGCGACCUCCUCAUGGCUUCCAGUUCGGGAUGAAAGUGGAAGCUGUCGAUAAGAGGAAUCCAAUGCUCAUCCGUGUUACAACUAUAGCAGACACAGAGGACCAUCGACUGAAGAUUCAUUUUGAUGGCUGGAGUUCAGAGUACGACUACUGGGUGGAGACGGACUGCCCCGAUCUGCACCCUGUAGGGUGGUGUCAGAAAACUGGACACCCACUACAGUACCCUAAUGGCUCCAAUGAUAAUAUAGUGACUGCCCCAGGACAAGGAUGUCCUACCCCAGGAUGCAACGGGGUUGGCCACAUCAGAGGACCUCGCUAUGGGACCCACUACACCCAGGUGAGCUGUCCCUAUUCUGAGAUGAAUAUGAACAAGGAGGGCUUGCUGCCAGACCGUCUCAGCGGAGAGCGACCCCUCGCCCUCAGUGGACCUCAUCCUCGCGGGCGACGCCCCGAUCCUCACCCCAACACUACGACGCAGACCUCCUGUACGCCUGAGCCGCCCGAAGGAGCUGAGGACUCCCAGAACAGGAAACCCGGGACAGUGGAAGCUGAGCGUGUAGGGCGCAGCAACCAGUCUGAGCCACCAGGUGGAGCCAGCGAUCAGAGCCACAAUGGAACAAGACCUAAACGAACUGCCCCAAUUCCUAAAUACCUGAAAAUGCACUAUGUUAAAGAGGAGGUCAGCGACAGUAAAGCCUCUCCAGAUGCCAUCUCUCUCCAGCAGGCCCUCCACGAGUCUGUGUUCUCCCCCGGCAUCUCUGCCUCCCCCCCUCACCGGGUGGCUCUCUGCUGGGACAAACACUGCCAGCUGCUGCCCGAGGUCCUGGGGCUGACUGCCAAGAGAGUGGCCACUUGGAGCGCCGAGGAGGUGGCCAGUUUUGUCAAAGGACUCCCUGGAUGUAAAGAACAUGCUGCUACCUUUAAAACAGAGCAAAUAGAUGGUGAGGCGUUCCUGCUACUCACCCAAGCGGACAUCGUCAAGAUCCUGUCAAUCAAGUUAGGACCCGCCCUGAAGAUCUACAACUCCAUCCUCAUGUUGAAGAACGCUGACGAAGAGUGAGACCGGGCUCUAUGAGGAUUCGCUUCCUCAUUUCCAGGUUCCUCAGCUCCAGUCUCCUCAACAAACACUCGGCUGAAGAGAUUUGAGAUUGAUUUCACGAUUGCUGCAUUGAUGCAGCUACAGAAACGAAAAAGAAAAGAAAGCCAUCAUCUUGAAAAACGUCCAUCUAACCCCCCCCCCACCCCUGCCCAUCUCCUCUCUCUGCGAGGGGCACUGGUCGACCCUGAGGGAAGAUACCAUGAGGAGUCCACUUAUAUUGUGUUUGUUUACCUACCAAAUCAUAUAAAAAAAAAAAAAAACUACAGCACCUUUAAGGCUUCUUAAUAUUGUACAGUUUAAUGACUUGGAUUUAGUGUCUCGAUUCUGUUGCAUUUCUUGUUUUAUUUGAAUGGUAUUGAAAUGGUGCUUGAGCUCGGAGCAGAUUGAACAAGCGUGUUUGUGGUCUGUUGCUUUUUACAUGGCAACGGAAAUGCGUGUUUUUUUUUUUUUUUAAAGCUGCAAAAUACAAUCGUGGGGUGCCGAGGUUUUUAAAUGUGAAACCCAGUGGAGCAGAAGCACUAUGUAGUUCAGCCUUUCUCCUCUAGAUGGAGAAAGUGAGCCACGCCACAGGCCCAGAGGCAAGAGAGUUGGGUUAAUUUGGAGUUGGCUGAAGCUAAGGUUGAAUGGGAGGGGGGGGGUUUGUGUGUGUGUGUGUGUGUGUGUGUGUGUGUGUGUGUGUGUGUGUGUGUGUGUGUGUGUGUGUGUGUGUGUGUGUGUGUGUGUGUGUGUGUGUGUGUGUGUGUGUGUGUGUGUGUGUGUGUGUGUGGCUUCUCUGUUGUGACGAGCAGGGCUAAGGGCUAAUUGUUAAUUCAAGGAGACUUGCAGUCUGUUGAGGUGGAGUGAAACAAUGAACCAGCUUGUGUUUGUUUGUCUGUUUUAUUUUUGGGAAUGGCACAUGAAACUGAAUGUUUAGAAAAAACACACAUCUAUUAGUUGUUUUGUUGAUAAUGAUCAUCUUGUUUGGUUCAAAUAACCUCUUGUCAUUCACGUUGUAAAAAGUAUAUAGCUACAAAAGAGACCGUCUUUGCUUCGUACAAGAGUUUACUCCUGCUUGGUUAUGCAAAACCUUGACAUCUGUCUCCAGGGAAGGACAUUGUGACAGUGGACUGAAGAGACAAGCCUCGAUUCCUACAUAGAUUUUGGGAAGACAAAAAAAGGAAACAUUGCCGGGGUCUUUGUAAAUGAGCGUGCACUUCAGCCAGUUGGAAUGUGUACAUCAGCAACUGUUUAUAUGCAAACAGCUUUUAUUUAUGUAUUCUAAUUUAAGGGGUAAUGGUACGCUGGCUGCUCUGGAGGUAGAUGUGGCUCUUCGACGGAAUGUGUGAAUGGAUGAAAAUAAAUGAGAUGCACACUG
Hippoglossus stenolepis (Pacific halibut) is the source of this 4262-nucleotide messenger RNA. It is a transcript of the gene l3mbtl1b, whose product is annotated as L3MBTL histone methyl-lysine binding protein 1b. Gene Ontology annotation, cellular component: nucleus. The transcript is spliced from 22 exons. The coding region runs from base 356 to 2869 and encodes 837 amino acids. Gene Ontology annotation, molecular function: protein binding; zinc ion binding. Lineage: Eukaryota; Metazoa; Chordata; Actinopteri; Pleuronectiformes; Pleuronectidae. The record is from RefSeq and is a predicted model, not a curated record. Gene Ontology annotation, biological process: regulation of DNA-templated transcription.